GUAAACACUUCUGAUCAUGUGCAGCGAUGCUGAGCUGAGAGAAACCGCGCCUUUGUUCAACUUACCGUUAAACGAUUGACGUGACAGCUACUCGCUCCUCUUCAAACCUCUCAGUGUCUGACUGAUGAGAUGCACCCAAGACGUAUUCCAGCUGGAAAACCGUGUCUUCGCUUACUCAUCCUCGUAGACUGAGGAUGAGUUCAUGGUUCCUGACAACAGCAAACAGACACCUGACACAGGAACAGGGAGAAGAUGAUGUGCAUCAUCCUGCUGCUCAUCAACCUGACCUCCUGUGUCUGUGGAACAUUUGUGGGGAACUCCUAUCAGGCAGAGGAGAACCACAACAUCACACUGGAGUGGAUGUUCACAAUCUUAAUCAUCACGCCCCUUAACUCUUUAACUAUCUAUUGUGAGAUGGUAAAUAAUCUCAGAGCCUCAGUCCUGUUUCAUCUACAUGGAGGUGUUGAGGUCCCAGAGUCUCAGGAUGAACAGUUUACAGGACGAGUCCAGUGUGACAAAGACGUCCUCAGAGAGGGACGACUCAGACUUCAUGUGUCCAGACUCAGGACUGACGACUCAGGACUGUACAUGUGUGAAGUGUUCACACAUAAUGAUGUCAACUUCAGUGAACACUACCUCAGUGUCACUGCAGCGAGGGAGCGGCCCAAACCUGAGACACCAAACACAACAAGUGGACAGCAACCAAAGAGUCGAGGAAGGAUCGGCCUCUACUUUGCACUGGGACUGACUCUAGCAGCUGCAGCUCUGCUGGGUCUACGUGUCUGUUUAUUCAGACACUUUCUCUUUAGAGAAGAAGAUUUCUACCCCAGUAGUGAAUUUGAGAGUAUUAACAGCUCAGCACAUGGAUCAGUGGAAACACUUUUUAACACAAAUAUUGCAUUUAAACAAAACUGUUAGAACCAAAUCAAAUUCCUCGUCUAAUAUACAUUUUUAUACAUUUACCUUUUGCACUUUAAUCUCUGAGAUCAACUUCUUCUUAUAUAUAUAUUUAUUAAUCAUGUUCUUGCAGAAUGUAAUGAAGCUUUCAUGUUAACUAAAGACUCUUCUGAUCUGCCUGUUCUGAUGUGCUAGGACCACUGACAUGAUCAGAUCAUGCAAAAAGUGGCAGAGCGGGCUCAGAAGUAUGACAUCAAGUGAUGGAUAUGUCCAAAUUAAGCAAGAGUUUAAACUGGAGUGUUAUCUGUUGCAUGAAAACCAAAAGUACAGAAAGGCUGUUUGUAAUGUUUUGAGUGAACAACCCCAGAAUCCCUGAAGUCAGUGCACCUGCAUCCACUGUGAUGAUAAUCAUGUGGGAGACGAGUAUUAUGUUUUGUUAGAGUGUCAGAAUGUCAGCUUAAUGACUUACAGAGAAAGGUAUUUGCCGAAGUGUUAUUUAAACGUACAUCACAAUCAGCUAAGCCAAGUUAUCAGUAAUCUAGGUGCUUUUCUCAAGAAUGUCCUUCCUUUGUUUAAGUAGCGUUGGUUGUACUUCACCCACGCUGUGUGCCAUUGUUCUGUUUUAUCAGGGACCUCGGCCGAAGGCAGAGGACCCUAUUGUUUCUGGUAUGUUUAUUCUUUCUCCCGCCGCCUCUUUGAGGCAGAAUUUGACCUCCUAAACAUACUCAAAUCCUCACCAAAAUUGGCACGCAUGUCAGGACUGGCAAAAAAUUUGAUGAAAUGUAAAAAUGAACCCCUAAAGUGCCAAAAUGGGCUCUGUAGCGCCACCUAGGCACACUAAAACGGCCACUGCGGCCGGUAGGAAUGUCGCAGAAAGAUCAAACCAGAACUGGCUUGUUUGUCUCAUCAAGACCUACAAAUCACACGCUGACACCCCUGUCCGAAAUCCUGCUGUUAGUUUAUCUGAGAGAUUUGCUCUAAAUGUUUCCAUCAGUGCCACGUGACCUGUGAUCUGAUUAUUUUGUCAAACACUGAAAUGUUUCUUGUGUCUUUUGAUACAUCAGUUUAACAAAUAAAGAUGUUCAACUGGAUGAAGUCACGACUGCUUUCAGGUUUUUUUCUAACUAAAUGAAAUUAAUUUGAAUUAAAUUUUUAAAUAAUUUCCUUCUGUAGCACACCAAACAUAAUCAAGUAAGCCGUCUACAAGAGGGAAUAUUAACAAAAGUCAAAAUCUUAAAUUAAGAGUACCUGAUAUGGUCUGAAAAGGUAUUCCCCUGAUUGGAUAGCCUUUUAAACUAGCCCGCCCACAGCCCACAGCCCACGGCCCACAGCCCACGGCCCACCUAGUGUAAUUUAUACUAGACCUGUGGAAACAUUUGGCUGGGGUCUCUCGAAAUGAUUUCCACAAACGUCUGGCACAGUGCACGAGCAAGCACACACAUGGCAGCCUUAAUAUAUAAUGGACAGUAGGCUUAUGCUAGGUGUCUUUCCCUCUGCCAAUGAAAUGGCAUCUCCGAACGUUAUCUAAAGUGAACUUAAACUAGCCAAAGUUUAAUUUGGGGUCGCAAUUUGCCAGACUCCUUCCACCUCAUUCUCAUCUCCCCUUGCUGCUUCCCUGUCCCUGCCUCCUCUGUUCUGCUUUACUUGUCAACAUGUGUGGGCUACUGUCCGCUGAUACAUUUGCACCACGGGCCGCAGCAGCUUACCUGACCUAGGCUUCAUGUGCGUUCCAUUCACUGAAUAUGCACAGACGCACCCAAUACCUGCAAGUGCAACCUCUCCACUCUUUGAUAUGUAGCACCGGCCCUACUGCGUGGUUGAAGUAGGAAGAAGUUGUGUCCAUGCUAUUCUUCCUUGACACAUCAGUCAUAGCGUAGCCCUACGGACAUUCAGUCAUGAAAAAAAUAGGCUUAUAUAUGAAAUUUGGCUGGGAAUAUUUACAGGGGCACAGCGCAUUUUUACUGAAGCACGUGCCCCGGUGAAAAGUGUCUGGCGACGCGCCUGGUCCAAGGCAAGCCUGAGCCAGCCCUAACUAUAAGCUUUAUCAAAGAGGAAAGUCUUAAGUCUAGUCUUAAAUGUGGAGACGGUGUCUGCCUCCCGGACCGUAACAGGAAGAUGAUUCCACAGGAGAGGAGCCUGAUAGCUGAAGGCUCUGGCUCCUGAUCUACUUUUGGAGACUUUAGGGACCACGAGUAGGGGAGACUGGGGAUGGUUGUAACAACGGGAUAGUUGUAACACUCUCAGUUUGGCCAAUUAGAAACGAGCUGUGGUGACAUCAUCAAGAUAGUCCAUGCCCUUUUACAAUUGGAGCUCAAUGGUGAAGCCGCAUGUCUCUGAGUCCAUAAUUGUCUGUUCUAGAGCCAGAAAACAGUUUUUCAGGUGAGAAACCAAACAUUUUCAUCGCAGUUGUUUUUUGCAUAGUGUCCAUUGUGUUGUAUGUACAAUUGUUUCACUUACAUAGGUUCAAGUAGUAGUUUCUCUAGUUUAAU
Molecule: messenger RNA, 3386 nt
Organism: Epinephelus fuscoguttatus (brown-marbled grouper)
Lineage: Eukaryota; Metazoa; Chordata; Actinopteri; Perciformes; Serranidae
Exons: 5
Coding region: 253-918 (221 amino acids)
Biological process (GO): cell surface receptor signaling pathway; T cell costimulation; positive regulation of T cell proliferation
Cellular component (GO): external side of plasma membrane
Source: RefSeq, a predicted model, not a curated record